Molecule: messenger RNA, 1087 nt
Organism: Strongylocentrotus purpuratus (purple sea urchin)
Lineage: Eukaryota; Metazoa; Echinodermata; Echinoidea; Camarodonta; Strongylocentrotidae
Product: DNL-type zinc finger protein
Exons: 3
Coding region: 37-627 (196 amino acids)
Biological process (GO): protein stabilization; protein folding; protein import into mitochondrial matrix
Cellular component (GO): mitochondrion
Molecular function (GO): protein-folding chaperone binding; zinc ion binding
Source: RefSeq, a predicted model, not a curated record
UGCAUUGUAUCACCAACUGGAUUCAUUACUGGAAUUAUGUUGAGGUGUGCAGUUAAAGCUGGAGUUGAAUGCUGUCCAACAUGGAUGAGUCGCAUCUGCAGCGGGACGACUUCAAGGUUAAAAUUCCAUCACAUCAUUAGAUCUGCCUCGUUAGACCAGAGAACUGUAUCCUCAUCUUCCUCAUCAUCCCUUGUCUGGAGACGGAUAAAGACAGAUCAAAAGAAUUCUAUAUGUCGUCCUACAGACAAUGUUUUAAACUCUGGACUGAAAGCAUGUUUUUGUUCAGGACAAUCAGAUGACGGCUCAGCAGCUAAGCAGGCUCUUGGUAAAAUUGAAGGUAAGCUUCAUCUUGCCUUCACAUGUAAAGUGUGCGGAAUGCGUACAGCGAGGAGCAUCUCCAAACAGGCCUAUGAAAAGGGCGUGGUCAUUGUCAAGUGUGGUGGAUGUGAAAACAAUCAUCUCAUCGCUGAUAAUCUGGACUGGUUCAAAGGAGCUCAAGGAGCUGGGAGGAAUAUAGAAGAGAUCAUGGCGGCUAAAGGAGAGAAUAUAAGAUCCCAGCUGACCGAGGAUGACAUGUUAGAGAUUUCAAGCCUCGAUACCGAUACUCUGAGUGAUGAGAAAACAUGAUGGGUUUAAUCAAGUGGAUCAUUCAAGCUGAGAAAACAUGAUGAUUUAUACUUAGUGGACAGUUUUCAUCAUUCAUCUAAAGCAAGAGGAUAAAAGCUUAUUCUGCCGAGAAGCUGGACUACUACUGAAUGUUCUCUCUGAACUUAUUUCUAGAAGCAGGAGAACAUGUUUUUUUAUCUUUUUAAAGAAUUUUGAAGAAUCUACGGACGCAUCUCUGGCUGUACAUAGAGUUGUGCAUAUUCAGAUGUAGUCUCAUUCCCAGACUCACUUCAGACUUUCCAUUUGAUCAUUAUUUUUUGUUGUAUUUCCGAAAAUAACAAAAGGAAAGAGGAUACAGUGAAAGACAAAAUGAAUUAAUAAUUUGAUGUAUAAAGACGCCAAAAGUUUAUGACCAUUUUAUAUUUCUAUUUGAUUCUUUGAUUGUGUAAAGUAGUGAUACGUGUAUUUAUGUGUUUCUGUG